AAUGAACCAACCCCUGUCACUGACGGAGAAGAAUACGAAGAAGAAGAGGUUGUGGAAGACGAAGUGGAAGAAGAGGUUGUGGAGGAGGAAGAAGAAGUAGAGGAGGAAGUGGUGGAGGAGGAGGAAGAAGAGGAAGAGGUAGUCGAGGAGGAACCAGCUGCUGCCCCAGCCCCACCACCGCCUGCUGCUCAACCCAGAUCAUCUGAUGCAGAUGAUACGGAAAUCAACCCUCACGAGUGGAGCAAACCAGAUUGGACCAAAAAGCCAGUUUUGAAAGAAUCUGAGGUCGGAGAAGCAGCCAAGUCUGGAAUGAACUUGGCUGCCGAGAUUACUCAUGUCAACAAGGAGAAAGACGAAGGACGUGAUGUCAACUACGACGCGAAUCCGCUCUAUCUAAAGUCCACCGACAAGGGAAGUGAAGCCCGUGCUACGGGAGAUUUGCAAGCUCCCAUUACUAACAUUAGGGAAACCGGAGAUGACAAGUUGGCCUGGCAGAAACCAGACUGGGCCAAGAAAGGACCCAAUCUCAAGGGAACCGGAAAGGAUGCUGCGGCAGAUUUGCAAAAACCCAUUACUAACAUUGCCGAUGAAGCAGAAGGCGACGACAAACUGGCCUGGAAGAAACCAGAUUGGGCAAAAAAAGGACCAGGCUUGAAGAGCACUGGAAAGGGAGGACAGACUGAUCUACAGACUCCUAUCACCAACAUCAGUGAGGUGGCCGAAGGAGAUGACAAGCUUGCCUGGAAGAAACCAGACUGGGCCACAGGUGGCCCGAAGCUAAAGUCUACGGCGAAGGGGGAAAAACUGAAGGAAAAAGGAAACUUGGAGAGGCCCAUCACCUUCCCGAAAGGGAAGAACUAG
Messenger RNA from Seminavis robusta, 861 nucleotides. Lineage: Eukaryota; Bacillariophyta; Bacillariophyceae; Naviculales; Naviculaceae. The record is from the annotation of a GenBank genome assembly.